This is a messenger RNA of Sphenostylis stenocarpa, 810 nucleotides long. NCBI's taxonomy places the organism in Eukaryota, Viridiplantae, Streptophyta, Magnoliopsida, Fabales, Fabaceae. The record is from the annotation of a GenBank genome assembly.
AUGCACAUUGCAGAGGAAGAUAAGAGGUGUGGAAGAAACAAACCAAAAUCUGGGUGGCAGCAGCAGUUUCGUUCCGAUCUGACAAGAUCUCGCGACUCAAGGACCACCACACCAAUGGUUGGGCUAGAUGAGGAGUCGGCCCAGUUUGUAGGAAGGGGUAUAUCCGGCAAUGGAGGCGAAAAAAUAGCGACCAUGAAGAGUUUCUCUCUCCUCCUAACGGUUUUAGCAUUAACAAAGAACGGAUUCAAGAGUUUACAGCGUCCACGUCCCCUUGAAACACCGCCACGUGUCCUUUUGUUUUCUAUAACAGUGAUUCACUCCUUUGGUUCUUCCUCGUUCAUCCCAAUUCCCUCACAGAAGAGGAGUCAUCAUCAUACAAUAAUAAUAAUAAUCACAAUGCCCACUGUUGCUGCUCCCCCUGUACCUCAAAUUCAAAACACUACCGACCAUGAAAUUGAAUCCCCCAAGAAGAACAGAAUUCAGGUUUCCAACACCAAGAAACCCCUUUUCUUUUACGUCAAUCUUGCAAAGAGGUACAUACAGCAGCGCGAUGAGGUUGUGCUUUCUGCUCUUGGAAUGGCUAUAACUACAGUUGUUACAAUUGCCGAGAUUUUGAAGAACAAUGGACUUGCUAUUGAGAAGAAAGUUUCGACAUCUUCAGUUAGCAUGAAGGAUGAGAACAAAGGUCGCCUGGUACAAAAGGCUAAGAUUGAAAUUGUUCUAGAGAAAUCCGAGAAGUUUGACACUCUUAUGGCUCCUACCAACAACAUUGAAUCAAAACGAGUUGCUAACGAGAAUGAGAAGAAAUGA